AUGGAAGCCCUCCCGAAUUUACCUGUCCCCCACGGACAGCUUGCUCGCUACAUUUCGGAAAAUACGGACAAGACCAUGAUUGACAUCAUGGAACCUUAUCGCAAGUAUGAAGCAGGACUCCGUGGCAUGUUCGCGCAGGACCGCCAGAACCCUGCCCUCAAUGACCCUCACAUCAAUGUUCUACCUCUCUUCACGGAUGAUACCAGCCGCAUCACCACGCGGGCCCGUGAUCUAGCCUCUGAAUCAGAAGAGGAAAAGUCCAGGUAUAUCAUGGCGCUUCCUGACGAGCAGCGUCGAUCGCACGGUUCCCCGGCCACGGUUGGUAGCAUUGAUGAGUUUCAAAAGAACUUCAAUCUCUUCUCCGAGUCUUCGCUUUCGGAGCUCGACUGGAACAAUGUUGUCGCUGCUGGCUCUUCUGUCAUCAAUUGUCUCUUGCCCGUCCCCGAAGCUUUCAAUGUGAACAAGCGCAAGCUCCGCGAAUACUACCACGAAAAGUUCUGCCCCGCCUCCGACGUUGAUCUGUUCCUCUAUGGGCUCACUCACGAGGAAGCUGUUGAAAAAAUAAAGAAGAUUGAGCAAGCUGUUCGUGAUGCCAUCCUCAGCGAAGUUACAGUGGUGCGCACAAAGUAUGCCAUUACGAUUGCAAGCCAGUACCCCGUCCGACACGUCCAGAUUGUCCUCCGUGUCUACAAGUCGAUCAGCGAGAUUCUGACUGGCUUCGACAUUGACGCAGCAGGAGGAGCUUAUGAUGGCAAGCAAGUCUAUGUGACUCCCCGUGCGCUUGGAAGCUUCAUCACACAGAUCAACCACGUCGAUCUCAGCCGCCGUAGUCCCUCCUACGAGAAUCGCCUAUCUAAGUACUCUCAUCGAAACUUCGAGGUCUAUUGGUCUGAUCUGGACCGCAAGCGAGUUGACCCAACUAUUUUUGAAAGAAGCUUCCAGCGAACCCUUGGUCUGGCCCGUCUUCUGGUUCUUGAGCGGCUACCGACCAGCUCGGCAAGAGAGACUUACCGAAACAAGAGACGCCAAGAAAGAGGCCGGCCACAAAUCCACCGUCAGAAUUUCCAUUUGUUUGGAAACAUCAAGGGCAACCACGAAGACGAAAUUGCUGAUUGGCUCUCCGAGGAAGACGUCAGCAACUAUCACACCUUCACAAUACCCUAUGGAGAAAAGUUUCACGCCAAGCGUAUUGAGAAGCUUUGCUACACAAGAGAUUUGCUAUUGAACGCAGAGUGGAACCAACCCAAGGAUCGCAAGGUUUACUUGCAUCGUCACCCCGCAUUCUUUGGUAGGGUUGAGGACGUGAUUGAAGAUUGCUGCGGCACAUGUCCAGUUCCUGUGACACAAGAGGAAAUCGAAAUCGCUGGAAAAGAAGCAGAAAUCUACAUUUCCGGCAAGGUCUCGUUCUUGAUUGAUGAUCCCGGUCGCCAGCAAAUUGGCUCCUUCAAUCCUUUGACAGAGCAGGAUUGGACGGACAUGGCGUAUGUCGGCAAUACUGCGCGGCUAUGCCAGUCCAUUGUCGAUGGCGAUCUGGAAGAUGUGAUAAAUUGGUUGUCUCAGGAAGAUGCGGACCCGAAUCAGAGGGACUACACGGGCAGAUCGCCUCUCCAGCUGGCUGUCACCUCAUCCACCCCCGAGAUGGUCAAAUGUCUGGUUGAUCAUGGAGCACGCUUGACAGCACGAUUAGCGGACGGGAAGACAGCUCUUCACCUGGCCGCGGUUCGUGGUAAUGCUGAAAUUGUCAAGAUACUGAUGGAGAAGAGUAUCAGCAACGAAGAAGAAGAAAAUGACAAACAAGACCGAAAGCGACAAGCCGAAAAGUCCGCAUCGCAGCAGAUUGAGGUCGAGGCCGAGGCCGUUACAAAAGCAAAACCCAAGGACUCAGCCACUAGUGUCGAGGAAUCCAGAAGCGAAGACGAAGACUCGGAUGGAGAGCUCGUCGAGGCUACAGAGACGACGGCAGACGUAGUCUCUGUAGUUACCGGCUCCUUUGUCAAGGUCAAAGAUGGUGUCAAAGGUGACGAAGAUCAUCUUCCGGAAGAGUCUGAGGACGAGCCAGACUACUACCAGAUUGAUCUUUUAGCCUGGGAUAUCCCAUGCUCUCCUCUGCAUUUGGCCAUCGCGGAAGGCCACGAAAAUAUUGUAGAGCUUCUUUGCGAUUACGGCGCUGAUGCCAUUCUUCCCGUCAAAUUUUUGAAAUACGAAAAUGCAGCGAUUCUGACUCUCGUACUCGCUUUGUCUCUGCCACCUGAAAAGGCAAAGUCUAUGGCAGAGUUAUUGUUGAGGCUUGGCGCCAUGUGCUCUCAAGCUGAAGGCAACGGAUGCACCGCCUUCCAUCGUUAUCUGAAGAGCGGACAGUCUGAUAUGGUCGACCUACUUUUGACCAACGACAAAGCUGCUGCAAAAGCUGCAGUUAACCAUCUCUUGAUAUCGGGAUAUUCUUGGUCUAUGAACGUGGAGGCGCCGCUCCAAGUCGCGAUUGAUAAUGGUGACAGCGUCAUGGCAAUAAAACUUCUUGACAUCGGCGCAAGGCCGGAGAUUGAUUUCGAUACCUGGGUAAAGGCGUCUCAUGUUACUAACAAACCGAGCUUUUCCUCGAACAACUUGGAAGAAAACAAAAAGUCCUUCAAGAACAGUGUCGAGCAGCCUUUGCUUUGUGCAGUCAGAACAGCGAGCGCCGACGUCGCCCUUCGACUGAUCGAAGAUGGUGCGAAUGUCAAUUGCCUGACGCCCAAGUCGGAGCAACUGCUGCAUAAUAACUACAUGAGAUCCUAUAACAAGGGGGAAUCAGUUCUUGAUGUUGUUCGUUACAUCAUUGAAAAGUUGAGUGAGUCCGAAGAGAGUGGCUCAUCUCUAAACAAACCGCAGUUGCUUCCCGGAAUGGACGAGUACUUGGCCAAACUUGCGCCGGGCUCUUAUCUUCAUACGCUUGUGUCAUAUGAUAUUGACAAAAAGAGAAAGGACUUCGAAGCAAGUCUCAAACAUUACGAGGAGCAACGCAAAAGAGCUGAUGCCAAGGGCGGCGCCGAGGAAAAGCAAGACGCGAUAGACUCUGCCAUUUCCGAGCUGAACAUGAUCGAAAAGGCACUGGUUGAUGCCGGUGCGAAGACAUUCGCUGAAUUAUAUCCCGACGUCGAAACAGCCACAGAGAACAAUAAGAACCGCUACUACGGCACGAUCGAGAAAGAAGAGUAUCCGGUCUACAAAUUCGACCAUUGGUUCGUUGACGACCGCAACAUGACAGAUAAUAGACGGCAAGGAUACAUUGACCUAAUGGAGGCAGCCUGGCAAGGCGACAUAAGCAAAAUUAAAUCGCUGACGCUUCAGCCUUGGGGCCCCGAACAGGAUCAGCCACCUCUCAUGGCUGAUAUCCGCGAUAACCACAACCAUUCGCCAUUCUCUUUUGCCUUUCUAAGAGGUCAUUACGCUACUGCGAAGGCGAUUCUCGAAAUAAUUCAGGCCCAGUGGACCCCGCAGGAAGAAGAUGAAGUCAGGUACAAGAUCGAAGGCGAAAAUGAUAGCGACCAAGAUGACGAAUACAGCGAUGAUAGAGAGGACUACUCCGAUGAUGGUGAUUCGGAGAACCAUGUUCGGAUAGUCUCGGAAAAGGUGGACAAGAAUUACACAAUCGAUAAUAUUGGCGAAGUUUCCAUGCAGGUCAAGUCGCACACUAAGCCUGUCGAGCGGCUCAUGGCCGGGUGCCGGGUGUUUACGCUUGAAAACGGCGUGUUUAAGCAAGGAGAGGCUGACGAUACUUUAUUUGCACAUGCUAUCAGAAAUGAUGACAUGACUGGUCUAAAGGUUUUGUUGGAUAUGGCGCAGCACUUUUCCGAAGCUCCAAAGGCAGGCGACGAGAGGAGAAAGUCAACCUUUACCUUCAAAGACAACGAUUUCAUCUUGGCUGUCAAGUCUGGAAAUACUCAGGCUCUUCGCCAGAUCAUCAAGAAGACAGGUGCCGGAGUGCCAUUAGACAACCUUGUCAAGAAGAGUGGCGUCCAAGUGAAGCAGAAACCCCGGUACUACCAAGGUUUGACUGUAUAUGGCAAGAAAAGAAAUGAUUGGGCAACCGCUGGACGCAACAUGGUGGUUCGAACCUCUGGCGUUCAGACACCGCCGCUCCUUCACGCUGCCAUGGGCGGGCGGCUUGAAAGCGUUGAAUUCUUCUUGAGUGACGUUCCACAUCGCCUUUAUAACGAAUUUGCAAAGACGAAGCAAGCACGAGAGGAUUCGCGACUGAAGCACCUCAUGGAAGCACCUGGCGGGUUCAACAGAGCAAUCUCGAAAUGGCUUGGUGCAGAUAACGAACUUGUGCUACACUGUGCCGUCAUGGCGAAUCCAGGCUCAGAGUCAAACGAGCUUGUCGAGUAUCUGGUCGAGACUUGUCCAAGCUCACUGGAAAAGAAAGCUGCAGGCGGCUACACUCCACUAAUGGUUGCCUGCCAACUUGGACGAGUCGAGUUUGCCAAAAUCCUGAUCGCAGCUGGUGCGGACCAGUCGACGAGAAAUGACAGGGGCGAAAACAUUGUUCAUGCCAUAAUUAAGCCCGACAGCCCUGUCUGCCGCACCAGAGCCAUGCUCAACCUCUUGGAUUCUGAUCUACGCAAGCAUUUGUUCCAGCAGCGCACGAAUCUCAAAUAUAAUGGCACGACGCCGUUGCACUCCUGGAUCAUGGACUACUAUGAUCGCAAGUCUAAUACCGCGUCAACAAAGAAGGCUGUCGCCAUGCUCAAACUCAUUUUGGAGUACUCCAACGGCGAGGAACUGGACAUGCUGAACGGAGCUGGCGAUACGUGCUUGCACAGCGCCAUCUCGCAGGGCCAGCUGGCCGUCAUCCGCUGCCUCGUCGAUGCCCGGCCCCAGCUUCUGUAUCGCGAAAACGCAGUGGGCCGCACUCCGGCCGAGCUCGCCCACGACCAGCUAUCGUCGCAUGUCUUCCAGCACCACGGUAACCGACGCUACCACCACCGCAAUGACGACGGCAAGAGCCGCGCCCUCGACCUGAAGGAGAGAGACCAGAGCGAGUUUCUGCUGGACAAGCUCGCCCAGGACGACGAGGUACUCAAGAAACAGUCAGAGGAUAUGCACGCGGCGUCUGGUGGUCUGGGAGAGGCGUACACGCCGCACGAGCUGGCGCGCAUCCUCGGCGCCAUGGGCCUCGACAACACCAAGGACUGGGACCGCAACGACUUGCAGACGCCGGGUCUGGCGGAACGCGUAAUGUGGGACAUGUGCAGCGUAGCCAUGCGCAGGCACGCGGGCAAGCGUCGCCUCGUGAGCCUCAAUGAGGCCAACGACGUGGCGCGGCGUCUGGGCGAGAGCGACGUGACGUCGCGUUAUUUCAGCGUCAACAGCCGCCAUGCUGAGGAUGAGGAGGAGCAGGAAGACAAGGAAGAGGAUGAGGGCAAGAAAUUGUCGGAUUUUGUGCGUGACUCGCUGCUGCGUGCUAGGGGGUGGCUCACCAAGGAACGUGAUGAGAGCGCAACAAAGGCGAUCCCAAAGUGUUCCCAGUGCGAGAAGCAUCACGAAGAUGAAGAGUAG
This is a messenger RNA of Beauveria bassiana ARSEF 2860, 5538 nucleotides long. Its product is annotated as ankyrin repeat protein. Bases 1 to 5538 code for a protein of 1845 amino acids. NCBI's taxonomy places the organism in Eukaryota, Fungi, Ascomycota, Sordariomycetes, Hypocreales, Cordycipitaceae. Gene Ontology annotation, molecular function: protein binding. The transcript has 6 exons. The record is from RefSeq and is a predicted model, not a curated record.